Messenger RNA from Dioscorea cayenensis subsp. rotundata (Guinea yam), 1173 nucleotides. Its product is annotated as glucan endo-1,3-beta-glucosidase-like. Gene Ontology annotation, cellular component: plasma membrane. The transcript is spliced from 2 exons. The record is from RefSeq and is a predicted model, not a curated record. The coding region runs from base 41 to 1075 and encodes 344 amino acids. NCBI's taxonomy places the organism in Eukaryota, Viridiplantae, Streptophyta, Magnoliopsida, Dioscoreales, Dioscoreaceae. Gene Ontology annotation, biological process: carbohydrate metabolic process. Gene Ontology annotation, molecular function: hydrolase activity, hydrolyzing O-glycosyl compounds.
GGUAUUGAUCAAUAUUUGCAUUGUAGUGAAUCAAUUCCCCAUGGCUAUCUUUAGUGCCUUUUCCAUCUUUGCCACUUGUUUAGCUCUUGGAUUUCUUGUGACAAUGCCAAUAGGGGGAGAAUCUAUUGGAGUUUGCUAUGGUAGGCUUGGCAAUGAUCUACCUCAACCAAGUGAUGUUGUGGCUCUCUAUAAGUCCAAGAAUAUUGGAGCUAUGAGAAUCUAUGACCCUUAUGACGCUGCCCUUCAAGCUCUAAAAGGCUCUAAUAUUGAACUCAUCCUUGAUGUCCCUAGUAAUGAUGAUAAUAAUGAGCUUCAACGUUUGGCUUCUGACUCAUCAGCAGCAAAUGACUGGGUUAAAAACAACAUUGUAUCUUAUUGGCCAGAUGUUAAAUUCAAGUAUAUUGCAGUUGGCAAUGAAGUUAUCCCUGAAAAAGAAAACUUGAUGCAAUAUGUGCAACCAGCCAUGCAAAAUAUCUACAAUGCAUUAUCUUCAUAUGGACUUCAAGAUCAAAUUAAGGUUUCAACUUCUGUUUCCUUUAGAGUGGUUGACUCAACAUCUCCUCCUUCUCAUGGUGUGAUUGCUUCUGCUGCACAACCAAGCAUGGUACCCAUCAUCCAAUUCCUUAGCAAGAUAGGAGCUCCUCUCUUAGUUAAUGUGUAUCCUUACUUCAGUUAUACAGAGAAUCCUGACAAAAUUAGUAUUGACUUUGCCCUAUUUACUUCUCCUAAUUUUGUGGUAAAUGAUGGAUCUUUGAACUAUCAGAACCUAUUUGAUGCCAUGGUUGAUUCAUUGUAUUAUGCUUUAGAGAAGUCUGGUGGAUCCAAUGUAGGUAUUGUUAUAUCUGAGAGUGGUUGGCCUUCUGCUGGUGGAGAUGCAGCUAGCAUAGAAAAUGCACAGACUUAUAACCAGAAUUUAAUUAAACAUGUGGGGCAAGGAACACCAAAAAGACCUGGAGCAAUAGAGACUUAUAUAUUUGCAAUGUUUAAUGAGAAUAAUAAGGGACCAGAGGAAAGAGAAAAGCAUUUUGGACUUUUCUAUCCUGAUCAAUCUCCUGUUUAUCCUAUUAAUUUUUAGUAUAUGAACAAUACUGUUAUUACUGUAUCAUAUAAUAAAGAUUGUGGUAUUUAUAUCACAUAUUUAUUUGAAUAAAUAAUUAGUUUUUGGGUGUACCA